Messenger RNA from Neoarthrinium moseri, 1452 nucleotides. RefSeq lists its product as uncharacterized. Bases 1 to 1452 code for a protein of 483 amino acids. NCBI's taxonomy places the organism in Eukaryota, Fungi, Ascomycota, Sordariomycetes, Amphisphaeriales, Apiosporaceae. The record is from RefSeq and is a predicted model, not a curated record. The transcript has 3 exons. Gene Ontology annotation, molecular function: FAD binding.
AUGGACGUGAACGACGUUAUUGAGACUUUGAAGCUAGCCUUUCCAAAUGCGCAGUUGGUACUUCCCAACACUACUGCGUUCACCGCUCUCAACACAUCGUAUCUUUCCAGCGCACAGGCCGACCUUCAGCCAAGAGCGAUCUUCUUACCCAGAGAUAGGGAUGAUGUCGUCAAGUUUAUACGCGUCGUCAAGCCCUAUGCACUGCAGGGCGGCGUGAACUUGGCUGUGCGAGGAGCGGGUCAGCAGCCUGCGCUUGGAUGCAACAACGUAGACAAUGGCAUCACUGUCGACUUGCGCAACCUGACCGGUAUCCAUCUCAAAGAUGAUGAUGCAAUUGUUUCAAUCGGGGCAGGUGAGCGCUGGGGCGAGGUCUAUUCUAAACUUCAGGAGAAAGGACUCGCCGUCACCGGUAGUCGCUCCAGUAUGGGUGGCAUUGGCGGGCUCUGUCUCUCUGGUGGCCUCUCCUUCUUCUCCACUCGAGAAGGGUUUAUCACGGAUAACGUAACAAAUUUCGAGGUUGUGUUAGCAUCUGGAGAAGUUAUCAACGCUAAUGCAAAGGAGAACACGGAUCUGUUUGGCUCUCUCCGCGGUGGAGGGAAUAACUUCGCUAUCGUUACCAGGUACGACAUGAGGACGUUUAAGCAGGGCAAGUUCUGGGGCGGUACCGUCUUCUACUUUCCCAACAGUUUCCCAAGCCAGGUGGAAGCCUAUGUCAAGGAGCUCAAAGAUUCGGAAGCGACCGACGAGACACACAUCAUGAUUGGUGCCGGUUAUAGUGCCGCAUUCGCUCAGAUCAGCGAAGUUAUGUGUAUGAACCAAGUGUAUUAUACCAAGGAAGUUGAAAACCCGCCAAUCCUUGACCCUUACAUUAGCAUGCAGCCUCAGCUCGAUCAGAUGAGAUCAGUUCGUAUGCUGGAUCUUGUGGACGCAGCAAAAGAACAGGCCGGCCAUGGAUCCUCGACCUCUAGAAUUUCUUACAUCAACACUACCGUCAAGGCCGACGUUCACACAUUGAUGGCAGCAUAUGAAACCUAUGUGAAUGCACUCGGACCUCUUAAAGUCAUCGAAGGCCUCACCACAUCGUUCACACUCCAAGCCUAUCCCAAGUCUCUCCUAGACAAGACAGCGUCUGCAGGCGGAAACUCGUUGGGGAUCGAUCCAUUGGACGGACCACUCAUGUCGAUCUUGAUAUUGUCCUUCUGGCAGAACAAAGAAGACGACGAAAAGAUACAUUCGACAUUCAAGGGUGUUAUCGAAGCUGUUGACCAGGAUGCAGCGGCGAGGGGGACAGCAGUCCCGUACAAGUACAUGAAUUACGCCGCGCCUUUCCAGAACCCUAUUGAUACAUAUGGCGAGGGGAAUAAGGCCAAGCUACAGGAAACCAGUACGAAGUAUGAUCCUGAGGGUCUAUUCCAGAAAUGUGUUUUAGGAGGCUGGAAAUUGUUCGACUGA